This is a messenger RNA of Caenorhabditis briggsae, 1044 nucleotides long. Gene Ontology annotation, molecular function: sequence-specific DNA binding; DNA-binding transcription factor activity; zinc ion binding. The transcript has 5 exons. The coding region runs from base 1 to 1044 and encodes 347 amino acids. Gene Ontology annotation, biological process: regulation of transcription by RNA polymerase II. The record is from RefSeq and is a predicted model, not a curated record. Lineage: Eukaryota; Metazoa; Nematoda; Chromadorea; Rhabditida; Rhabditidae. Gene Ontology annotation, cellular component: nucleus.
AUGAAAACUUCACCUACUUGCACAGUUUGUGGACAAUCCGCUGGUUCCUGUCAUUUUGGAGCUAUUUCUUGUAGAGCCUGCGCCGCAUUUUUCCGACGGAUCGUCGUCGGAAAAAAGAUGACAUCAGUGAUCCGAUGCGAUGGGAAUUGCAGAUUAGACACUCGAGUACUAAGAAAACUAUGCGCAUCUUGUCGAUACGAAAGGUGUCUUAAAGUGGGGAUGAAGUCUUCUGAAGUGAUGGCGAGAAUACUUUCGAAUCGGGGAGCAGGAUUGGGUGUCCUAGGUUUGAGCAAUGAAACGAGUUUUUUGGAACAAAUGAAAAGAGCUUAUUGGACGUUAGAGGAAGCGAGAAAGAAAUCGUUCAGGAAAGAGGAGAACCGCACUCCAAGUACUUCCAACUACAAAGACGCCAAUUCGAUAUGCGCCAUGGAUAUAAACCUAAUUCAUAAGUACUUCACUUCUUUAUUUCGAUUAUCGACAUCAACUGACAAUGAUCAACUUGAUCUCCUAAGCAAUCAAUUCUUGCCUGCAUUUAAAAUGCUCGAUGGAGGGUUUCGAUCCAAAGAUAGCGAUUUUUGUAUCCUUCUAAAUGGUGAUUAUGUGGACCCGGAGAACAUGGGUGAUUUUUACAGCGAUUCUAGUGAGGAUGAAGACAAUUCUGCAGCGGACACUGUGAAAAGAAUUUUGGAGCCGUAUUGGAAAAAGUUUAACCAUGGAUUGAAGAAACAUAUGAAGGAAAUUCAGUUAGACUUAUCAGAGUUUCUAUUUGCAAGUGCGUUGAUUUUCUGGGAUUUUGGAAUGUGCGGUCAGUCAAACGAGUGUGUUGAAAUAUGCAGAGAAAUGAGGACGAAAAUUAUCAAAGAAUUGAUAGAAUACGAAAGAAAUUUGAAAUCGCACAACGAUUAUUCGUUAAGAGUUGGAGAAAUUAUACUGGUUCUUCAUGUGGUUGAAAAAUCGUUGAUCACAAUUCAAGAGUGUAAAUAUGUUACGAUGGUUAAUGAGUUAUAUGGAAGAGAAUGUCCAUUGUUAAAGAAAUGCAAUUGA